CCGCAGACACCUGCGGUCCGAAAUGUUGCAAAUAUCUCAGCAUCAUUAAAAACAUAUAUUCCGCCUAAAUUUAAAAAGCUAAAUUAUUUUCUAAAUAAAACAGUUAAGAUCUCUACUUUCUAUUUUAAUUUUUCUUUCAAGUACUUCUACACGAACGUCAUUGUCCACUUUGAUUUGAAAGGCGCACCACCUAAAGCCGGAUAUUUUCUUCGACUCCUAGAACUCACCGCGAAAUCCGGAGCAACAGGAGUGCUGAUUGAAUGGGAAGAUAUGUUUCCAUGGAGCGGAGAAUUAGAGAUAGUUCGUAGUACAAAUGCCUACAAGGUUUCUGAAGUGCAAGGAAUUUUAAGAAAAGCCAGAAAUCUUGGACUGGAGGUGAUUCCACUGGUGCAAACAUUUGGACACAUGGAAUGGAUUUUAAAACACGAAAAAUUCAGAGCACUCCGCGAAAAUGACAACUAUCCACAGGUGAUUUGUAUUGGAAGCGAAAAUUCGGUGAAAUUAGUAAAAAAGAUCAUCAGCCAAGUCGUGAAUGUUCACAAACCAUUUGGCAUCAAACGGUUCCAUAUCGGAGCCGAUGAAGCAUUCCAGUUCGGCGUCUGCAACAAAUCGCAGAAAUUGGCUCGAAAAUUGGGGUCGAGUAGCCAGCUCGCCAUUGAAUACCUAGGAACGAUCGCUAACUAUGUGAAAAAUAUAACCAAUGGAGCAACGAUUCUUGCGUGGCACGACAUGGUGAAGCAAUUUAUAAAUAGUGGUGAAGUUCUGUCAAAGCUUGGAACACUGUUACAGCCUGUGAUCUGGGAUUAUUCUGAGAAACUUGAAACAAUGUCAAAGGAUUUUUUGGCAAUUGCCGACACCUUUCCAAAGAUGUGGGCUUCAUCCGCCUUUAAAGGCGCCAAUACUCCAAGUUCAAAAUAUAUGGACUAUGGACACUAUCAAAAGAAUAAUCUUCAGUGGAUCACUACUCAACGAUUGCUUCGUAAUCACUCUAGAUUGGCAUUUGAAGGCAUGAUAAUCACCGGAUGGUCAAGAUACGACCAUAUGGCAAGACUGUGUGAAAUUUUGCCUAUAGGAACCCCGUCAAUGGUGCUAAACACACAGAUCGCCCUCAUCGGUGCUCAUAAAACAUUAGGAACAUCUACAAUGACGGUAUGCUCACCUCUGAUUUGUCAUUAA
This is a messenger RNA of Angiostrongylus costaricensis, 1176 nucleotides long. The record is from the annotation of a GenBank genome assembly. NCBI's taxonomy places the organism in Eukaryota, Metazoa, Nematoda, Chromadorea, Rhabditida, Metastrongylidae.